Messenger RNA from Falco peregrinus (peregrine falcon), 4053 nucleotides. RefSeq names its product calpain 10 (gene CAPN10). The transcript has 13 exons. Gene Ontology annotation, cellular component: cytoplasm. Gene Ontology annotation, biological process: proteolysis. The record is from RefSeq and is a predicted model, not a curated record. Bases 253 to 2316 code for a protein of 687 amino acids. Gene Ontology annotation, molecular function: calcium-dependent cysteine-type endopeptidase activity. Lineage: Eukaryota; Metazoa; Chordata; Aves; Falconiformes; Falconidae.
CGGCGGCGCAGUCCGUUAGCUCCGGACGGGCGGCUGAGGGGUGGCGAGAGUGCCCGGCGUUGCCGCGGUAACGGCCGCCCCCGGCAUGGCGGCGCGGCGGGCCCCGCGGAGAGCAGGGAACCUCUAGGGUGGUGUCAGGUGCUGAAAGAAGCCAGCAAUGGCGUGGUUCAGGGUGCUCCGUGUAAAGAGUUGGUACUUGGCAAUAUAAAGUCGUGGAAAUAACUGGUAAAGCUGCUUGGGAUUGUGUUGAAAAUGCUGGGAGAGAAAAAGCAAUUAAUUGUGAAAAGAGACCUUUACACAGACCCCACGUUUCCAGCCAGUGAUACCUCUAUAUUUUUUGAUUAUUGCACCCCGCUUGCCCAAUUCAGAGGCGAGAUAUCUUGGUUGAGACCUAAGGACAUUUGUUCUACUCCUCGGUUAUUUUCAAACAAUCUGCAGGAUGUGCAAGUGAAACAAGGAAUUCUGGGAGACUGUUGGUUCCUGUGUGCCUGUGUAGCUUUGCAGAAGAGUAAAUAUUUACUGAAUAAGGUAAUCCCUCCAGGUCAGCCCAGCUGGACAGAUGAGUCUUAUCAAGGCUGUUUCACUUGUCGAGUCUGGCAGUUUGGACACUGGGUGGAAGUGACCAUUGAUGAUCGUUUACCUUGCCUUGGUGGUAAACUCUGCUUUUCCCAGUGUCAGACAGAGGAUUUGUUUUGGCUUCCACUACUGGAAAAAGCUUAUGCAAAAGUGCAUGGAUCUUACGAACAGUUGUGGGCAGGACAGGUGGCAGAUGCUUUGGUUGAUCUGACUGGAGGAAUUGCUGAAAGAUGGACUCUGAAAGGCCCUGGAAGAAAUGUGGAGAAAGAGAAGACUGGCAUGGUUUUGGAGAGAGCGGUGUUCAGAAGAUUAAUGAAUCUGAAGGAACGGUGUGUAAUAAGCUGCUCAGUCCUCAAUUCUAGACAAGGUGCAAGUGAACUAGGAGAAUUUCAUGCCUUUAUUGUGAUAGACAUGUUGGAUUUGUCUGCAGUGUCAGGCAAGGAAAUCUGCUUGCUACGAAUACGAAAUCCUUGGGGGAGGCGGUGCUGGAGAGGUCCCUGGUGUGAAGGUGGUCAAGGAUGGAGCCAGCUAGAUCCGGUAGUUGCCUCAGAACUGCUCUCGCAGAUCCAAGAGGGAGAAUUCUGGGUUGAUGAAGAAGAAUUUUUCAGGGAAUUUGAUGAGAUUACCGUGGGCUUUCCAGUCAAUGAGGAAGGACAGCUUCAGAGCCUCUAUACAGAGAAAGUGCUGUACCACUCACAGAAUCUUUUUGGAUCCUGGGUGAGAGGCCAGUCAGCAGGUGGCUGCCGUAACAACAGCAGCUUUCCUACCAACCCUAAAUUCUGGCUGAGAGUCUGUGAAAAGAGUGAGGUGUGCAUUGCUCUGCUGCAGAAACAUAGGAAAUACAGUGCUGACUGGGCCGGAAGAAUUAAAAAUGUGACUCACUUAGCAGAGGAAAAUCUAUCUUUGACUGAAGGCAUACAGGGGAAGAAUUAUCAGGCUGUGGGAUUGCAUGUCUGGAAGGUGGAGAAGAAACGAUUUAACCUUCCAAAGACACUCUCUGCUCCUCCAGUUGUAGGUACCGUCUGCCAUUCCUAUGACAGAGAAGUGCAUGUGUGCUGUGACCUUUCGCCUGGGUUUUAUCUUGUUGUUCCCAGCACUUUUCUGAAAGAUGCAGUAGGGAAUUUCUUGCUUCGUGUAUUUUCAACGGGAAGGAUCUCUCUCAGUGAACUAAAGCCACCACCCACAGAUGCUGCCCUCAGUGAAGAGCUCCCAGAAGGUGAAUGGGAGACAGUGCAGCUGCAUGGAUGCUGGAAAAAUGGGCAAAGUGCUGGAGGUAGCAGGAACUUCCCCUCCUUCCAUAUCAAUCCCUGCUUUCCCCUCUCCAUUCCUGCAGCACCAGGAAAAAGCAGUGUGAAAGUUACCCUCCGUCAGCACUGCCAAGAUAGCAAGUGUCGGCCAAUAGGUUUCCAUAUUUUCCAGGUGCCUAACAGCAGCUGGAAACCACAUAUUUCCUCUUUUCUACACUUGGAGCCACUGGUUAGCUGUGUACCUCACUGCUAUUCACAGGAAGUAAGCCAGCUUUGCAGGCUUCCUGCAGGAAGUUAUGUCGUUAUACCUUCUACCUAUUUGCCCAAUACAGAAGGCAGUUUUACAGUGAUCAUAGCAACCAAAAUAGACAGGAAGCGCAUUCACAGCCGGGAGACACUUGGACAAGUAUUACAGGAAGUAAGUGACGCAUUUUCAAUUUCAGUUGUUCUAGAGGUGUUGCAGAGGCAUCAUCAAGGCAUAUAUAUUAACUAAUAUUGAAACCCACACACUAGUGGACUGGACUUUGAAUGUUCCCAUUUACUUGCUGCAAACUGAUAAUCAGUAAAGCAGUUCAUUUUAUGCAUUUGGAUGUAUUUUGAUUUAUUCAUUCUUGUUAGAUUUUCUAGCUUUAAUUACAUUUAGAAUCAUAGAAUGGCUUAGGUUGGAAAAUACCUUUAAGAUCAAGUCCAGCGUUAACCUAGAUCCAUUACUUUUAAAAUUUUCUCCUCUGCUUCUACCUUGGAAAUCUCCACCUCCCUGUUCUCUUAAUCUAGCAUUAUUAUUCAGCACUGCCGCCAGUAGACUGGCUUGCUGUUACUGUUCUUUUCCUUUUUUUUCUUGACCCGUCUUUCAUCUUUUCCAUUAAACACAAAUGCAUUGUAGCCUUCCUCCCUCUGAUACUGAUUUGAUAUCCAGAUUUGAUAUUAAUGCUUUGAUAUUAAUUUGAAAUCACGCGCCUUGCGAUUUAGAAAUUCUAAUAACGUUAUAAUGUAAAGACUUAAGGAGACACAGGAAAAAGAGAAGAAAAGCAAACAGGCCAUCCAAAAGUUAGCUUUCACCACUCUAGAGUUUAGAUUUGUAUUUGUUUCCUUACAACCAGCCCAUGUAGCAUCCUACCAUUAUAAUCCUCCUUGGUGUGUGAGCCAUUCUGAUCAAGUUAACGUCACCUAUUCAAUAUUUUGGUAUUGUGUUUUACUUCAGUAGAUGUGCAUGUAAUGUUGAAGGAUUGGAUGUGAGCGUGCACUACCUGAUACUUAAUGGUAUAUUUCCUAAGAGGAGAAAUUUGAUUGUAUUAUUUUAACACUUGUUUAAAGAUACCCGAUUUGGUUGGUGGAUCAAAGCAUGCCCUUGAUAAUACUCUGCUUAUUAGGUGAGAACAAGACCAUCUAGAUACUUGACUCUUUCUCUUUGAGGUUUUAACAAAACAAAAAUCAUAGGGAAAAACUCUUCACUGAAUAUUAGAGCUGGUUUACUAAUUUUCUUAAUCUGGGUCAUGGUGACCAAGGAUUACAUUUUGUCCUUAAACCCACACAAACAGCGUGGAUUUUGUGUGCUUCACAAAAAUGGGUGAAGACCUGUAUGCACUUUCCUCAUGGUGCUUGUUAUUUUAAUAUUUGGGAGCUGGAGUAUGUAAUGAAGUCCUUUAUUGCUGUUGCUUUGGAAUCAAAACAUUGCAAGGCUGUUAUUACAGAAAGAAUAUAUUCAAAGGUAAUGUUUCUUAUAUUAUUCCAUGAAAACGGUUGAACUUGGGCAAAGAGUGCACCCUGACAUCAAGGGAACAAACAGUUUAGAUUCUUUAGGAUUUGAAAACUUGAAGCAUUUGGAAAUGGCAGCUUCUUAUCAGUGACACAAAUUAAUUUCUGAAUCUAAUCUUCAGCAGCAUAGGCUUUUCUAAAGACUGGACUUUAAAUCAUUCAGUGCUUUCCGGGCUUUAACCUCUGAAGGAUCUCGGCAGUCUGCCUUACUGAGAAGUUGGGCUACUGAUUUCUAAGGGGUGCAUUGAAGCAGAGCUGGAUGUCACUGUGUUUUUCUAAAAGUUUGUGUGUUUUCUAAUUACUGGAGUGAUGGGAUUUUGAGGUUUAAGGGUUUUUUUUAAGAUGUUUCACAGGAAAAGCUUGCAGUUUUUCCUUAAUUUUAAAAUCUUUCUUCUGUCUGAUUUACUUCGUAUGAAUUUCUUCUCUUGACAAAAAAGGUAACUCAUGAAAUAGCUUAUUUUCUUCAUUGUUCAUU